Messenger RNA from Magallana angulata, 1161 nucleotides. RefSeq lists its product as uncharacterized. NCBI's taxonomy places the organism in Eukaryota, Metazoa, Mollusca, Bivalvia, Ostreida, Ostreidae. Bases 280 to 1068 code for a protein of 262 amino acids. The transcript has 4 exons. The record is from RefSeq and is a predicted model, not a curated record. Gene Ontology annotation, molecular function: protein dimerization activity; DNA binding.
UAUAGCUUUAUUAAGCUAGAUAGCUUGAUAAAGCUACUACAAAUAGCUUAACUAAGCUAUUUUCAGAGUAAAAAAAACUAAAAAAAUUGGUAAAAAUAAAAUCCAAAAAAUCGCAUCAUGAGUUGUUGUCAGUGUUUACAUGAGCAUGUGAGAAAUACUCACAAACAAAAACCAAGGUAUAAAAGCACGUCUCACGAGGAGAACUUUCAUUAGAAAUUGCUGAUUUCAUGGUAAUAAAAGAAUUUUGGUAAAGAAAACUAUAAAGACGAAGAUUGGAAAAUGGAUGAGAGAAAAAAUCGUGGAAAAAAUGUAAAAGGCCAAAAAAAAAGAGGAAAGCCUAGAAGAGGAGGAAUUUUAAGUGAAUUUAUAGAGGAGGACCAACGCAGAAACGACUGCAUUUACAAGAGGAAGAAUACGAUAAUCAAAAAAGCAAAAGAAUUGCAAGACAUGACAAAGUGUGAUGUAUUAGUAAUAAUAAGAAGUCCAUCAGGAAAUACCGCUACUUUUGCCUCGUCAUGUUUUGAAGAGACUUUAUCUACCGUGAUGCAAGGUAGCAGUUUGAACGGUAAAUCUAACACCUCUCAAGACCCCCCUUCGACUAAUGUUUCCGAACCUCUAUCUACAGACUUUUCUGCUAUCAUAACCUCCCCACCAUCUCCUAAUACUACUUCAAUUUCUUCUGCACCGUCCCCUUCUGUUAACUCCCUUCCAAAGCCUUCUUUCCCAUCUCCCAAACAAUCUAAGUUUUUCUAUUCUAAAAAUACCGUUCAAGCUCAGAUUCAUUCGGAAAACACAACUAUCUUUGAUUCUCCUGUCCGGGCCCCCACCAGAGAAACAUUAGUGAGUAGGAAAAGGAAGCUGCCUGAGAAAUCUUCCCAGACGGAGCCAAUCAAAACCAGAGUAGCUGAAACAUGUAACAUUUGCCUAUCUGAUAUUGAACGGGGACAUUGGGUGGGGUGCAACAAAGCAAGGUGUGGGUAUUGGGUACAUGAUAGAUGUACCGGUUUCUUUUUCUCCUCUGCUUCUGUAAUUAAGAAAACUAAAUUCCUGUGCCCCUUCCAUCGUUAGCAGAAAUAUUAUUGUAUUAUGGUUAAUGUGUGUGUUAUUAUAGUUACUGUUAAAAUGUUAUGCCAUUAUUUAAAUUAAAGAUAUUAUAACUGA